Daphnia magna is the source of this 2040-nucleotide messenger RNA. RefSeq lists its product as uncharacterized. The transcript is spliced from 12 exons. Bases 1 to 2040 code for a protein of 679 amino acids. The record is from RefSeq and is a predicted model, not a curated record. Lineage: Eukaryota; Metazoa; Arthropoda; Branchiopoda; Diplostraca; Daphniidae.
AUGGCAAAAACAAAGCAAAAAAAGGGAAAUUCAAUAGACAAAAGUAUUUGUAAGCUGGUUGUACAAGAUUUAAAAAGGGAAAUUAGAAAAGAAAAAUGCAAACAGCCCGCAUCUUUUCAUGCGUCGACCCGGGUAUAUAAGAAACGUGAUCCGCCAGAUCCCUCAGUCAACAAAAAGUCAAGAAAAGUCUUCACAGGAAUAGAAGUCCCUAAUUGGACUACUGACUCCCCUCUAUUUAAUGUGGGAACGGAUGAUUACCCUGUGUUAUUUGAAAAAUCUUCUACAGUCCUGGAAAGUAUUCUAAGAGAUGUUCAAGAAGAACAUCAUUUCACAAACAGAGACAUGGAGAACGAAGAAUUGCUACGCAAGGAAAAGAUUACUGUGAACAAGCAACAUGCCAAGCGUAUGGCUCAGAUAUCAAAGGAUUGGGAAGACAAUCUCAAUAUUGCCAUGAAGGCAUGGAUUGAAAAUGUACCUGUUCCCUGCUUUGUCCCGUUGGAAUGCAAUAGUUGUCAUUUAAAGAACUCGCUAAACUUAGAACCUUCAAAAGAAGUUUCAAUGAUUGUUUGUACUAGCGAAGGCCGAUUUGAUCUCAAUGGCGCAUCAUUUCGAUGCCUUAAUACGAGUUGCGAAUAUCAUAAGGAACCGGUUCUGGCUUCCAUGCCAGACUAUGUAAUAUCGGGACUGUGGCCAGGUUCUCCCACUAGAAGUUGCACUCUGUUUACCAAAUCUGUUCUGGUCAAAUGGUUCCAUUUAAAACAUAAGACCCCUUCGACCGCUGCCAUGAAAUAUUUAGAAGUGCUCGAGAAAAUGGCGACUGAAUCAGGAAGAGUACUGCUACCCAGCUGGCACAUCAUUGGUACCAUUAACCCUGUAAUGUUCAAAAUGGCGAGUACCUACUUCUCUUAUGCUCGCCACAGAAUUGAAGUUGAUAUAAAAAAACGGGAAAAGAUGAAAUGUAAAUGCUGCGUGGGACCUUGCCUGUACUCCCAUUUUGACGUAGUAAUGAAGCUAUAUCGAUACGAGUCUGCCGGAAGCGGCUACAUGGAAUCUCUGGACGGCAAUGAAGGAAUCGAGUUUGAUGAAGACAUUAAACGGCACAUUGAAGACGAAACCGGACUUGGUUCUGCUUGCUGUAGACACUUGAACAUCCUUGUAACUGGAAACUUAAAAACGGGUGAAAGUUACCGUUUCGUACAUCACUUUCAUAAAAUUUUAUGGGCACUAGGAUACCUAUAUUUUUGUUACGACGUGAUCUGUAACUAUUCAACAUUUGCGAAAGAUGUUUCGAAACUUUCAGUGGGCCAUCCGGAUCAUGAAAAUUUUGAUCGCAUGAGUAAUGAAAUGACAGGUUUCCUUUCCGUUCUUCAUGGUAGGACCCAUGUUUGGGACUGCCAGGUUCUUCAUAAUGGUAGGUGGAAACAUGGAGCAGCGGCAUCAUUAGGAGAAGAGCAGGAACAAGUGUUCGCUAAAUUAUCCAGAUAUGGGUCCGUUACUAAACACAUGAGUCCAGCUUAUUCAACUACACCCCUUGAUACUAUGGUGAAAAGUAAUGCUGUUAAUCAGACAAUUUCAUCACGCGAAUUCUCCGACGAAGGCGUCAACAUAAAGAAAAAUGAAAAAAAAUUGCCGGGGUCCUUCAAAUCGGAUCUAGAAGGUUACCGCAUGACUGCAGCUUGGGCUCGAAAGCAAAUGAGCCAGUACGGAGUGAAUUUGACUACACGCUACAAUCUUAUUGAUACCUGGAUGCUGAGUGAACGCUGGCAAGAGGAAAUCAUUCAAACAAAAAGAGAAAUGACAAUAAUCUAUCCAGAAGCGAUCCAGGAAGCUCGUGCGUGUGUCGUACUCAUAACCGAAGAACUCGAGAAAGUAAGAAUGAUUUUGGCCUCUGCCACUACUCGUUUUCAAGCGCAUUUUAAAGCAGAUGAAGAUGAAGACAGCAGUGAGGAAGACGAAAAUAAGGAAGAUGAAGCAUGUGAUGAAAUUUUUCCGAUUGACGAGGAUUUUGAAAUUGAUUACCAUGAAAAGUGUGAUGAAUAA